Tachysurus vachellii is the source of this 1330-nucleotide messenger RNA. RefSeq names its product neuropeptide Y receptor Y7 (gene npy7r). Lineage: Eukaryota; Metazoa; Chordata; Actinopteri; Siluriformes; Bagridae. The transcript is spliced from 2 exons. Gene Ontology annotation, cellular component: membrane. Bases 53 to 1330 code for a protein of 425 amino acids. Gene Ontology annotation, molecular function: neuropeptide Y receptor activity. The record is from RefSeq and is a predicted model, not a curated record. Gene Ontology annotation, biological process: G protein-coupled receptor signaling pathway.
UUUGUACACAGGUUCAAUAGUACGGCGGCUCUGAAGGGUCAAUUAUAGCGUGAUGCUGUCGCUCUGCAGCAGAGAGAUCGCGCUCUGCACACUCUCUUACACAGUGCGAGGUGCUGCGGUCCACUUUAUCCAACCGGUAUCAACGAGCAAAUAUGGCACAUGCAUGAAUGAUAUUGGACUCAUCAGAAGAGAAACCCAAGACAGCAUGGGCCCUUCAGACCCAGCUAAUGUCACCAGUGAUAUUUCCAACGAGGAAAGAGAAUAUACCCACUGGCACCAGAACAACCUGGGAAACUACAGCAUGGAUUCUCAUAAGCCUGUCUUUGUGGAUGACAUUACCAAGCACCUAAGUGUUCAGAUAGCCCUUAUAACUGCUUAUUCACUCAUAAUCAUCCUUGGCUUGGUUGGUAAUACACUAGUUAUUUACAUGAUUAUUAUAUACAAAAACAUGCGUACUGUUACCAACUACUUCAUUGCCAACCUUGCAUUAGCUGAUCUCAUGGUAGACACCAUGUGCUUACCCUUCACCUUGGCAUACACUCUGUUGGAUGAGUGGAAGUUUGGGGCAGUAAUGUGUCACAUGGUGCCUUACGCCCAAGCUCUCAGUGUCCAUGUGUCUAUUCUGACACUGACGGUGAUUGCACUAGAGCGCUAUAGGUGCAUUGUGUUUCACAUGGGCCAGCGUCUCUCAAGAUGCGCGAGUUUCAUUAUCAUCAGUCUGACUUGGUCUUUUGCAGCCAUUCUUGCUGGACCUCUAGCUAUUUUUCGGGAGUACCGCUAUGAGGAGAUUGCCUACAUUAACUUACGUAUUGCUGUAUGCUCUGAGAAAUGGCCCCAUGGCACUAACCGAGAUGCCAUCAUCUAUAGCUUCUCCAUGCUUGUGCUACAGUAUGUGCUUCCACUUGGCAUCAUCAGCUAUGCUUAUGUGUGCAUCUGGGUCAAACUUAAGAACCAUGUCAGCCCUUCCAACCGCAAUGAUGGCAUCACUCGUCGUAAGAAGACUACUAAGAUGCUGGCACUGGUGGUUGUGGUUUUUGCAGUGUGUUGGCUUCCUUUUCAUGUGUUUCAGUUGGCAAGCGAUCUUGACCUGGUUCUCAAGUUUAAAGAAUACAAACUUCUGUAUACUCUUUUUCACAUAGUGGCUAUGUGCUCAACAUUCACCAAUCCUUUACUCUAUGGAUGGAUGAACAAGAAUUACAGGAAUGGCUUCAUCAUGUUCUUCCGCUGUGAGCACAAACCUGACACUAUCCAUCCAGAGGGUUCUUUCCGAACUCGAACCCUACGAGGUUUGAUCUUGUACAAUGAUGGGCAACCUGCCACUGCGGUCUGA